This is a messenger RNA of Polypterus senegalus (gray bichir), 2458 nucleotides long. Its product is annotated as fibronectin type III domain-containing protein 9-like. Bases 247 to 924 code for a protein of 225 amino acids. Lineage: Eukaryota; Metazoa; Chordata; Cladistia; Polypteriformes; Polypteridae. The record is from RefSeq and is a predicted model, not a curated record. Gene Ontology annotation, molecular function: protein binding. The transcript has 2 exons.
AGCAGGUGCUGGACAUUCACAUCAGCCUCCGUCUCCCUCCGCCACCGCACCACAACAGCGAGAUCUGCUGCCUCUCACUGGAGGAGCACAAGCAUGUAGGCUUGUACGAGUUGAAAAGCAAGCAUCGCAUUUUAAUGCGGUAAAAAUGUUCACCGGCGUACCUGAAAUUUAGCCGCCUCGGAGCUCUUUACCUUAAGGGCAAAUUGGAGUCUACCGUCUAACGGGAGAGGAAUUUUUUCAAUCCAAAUGAUGAACCUGGAAAUCAAGAACAUAUCCUUCACCUCAGCAUCUGUAUCCUGGUCCCAUGAUCCAUACAGCUGUCCUGAAAACUUGUACAGACUAAUGUACCGACCAAACUGGAACAGCAUAUUGUCAGGAUUCUCAAGGCAAAAUUUCCACAGAGAGGAAGCUGUGCCACUGGGCCGCAGUUCUUUAAAGCUACAGAGGCUCACCCCAUCAACCAACUACAUUCUCUGCGUCACCUGCCAGGGAUCCCAGCCUUCCAGGGAUCAGUGUUCUAUUUUCCACACUCUGGCCAAGGAUGCCAUGGUGCUGAAUAGCAGAACAUUGGAUCUAGCUACAGUUGUGUGGCUGACAAGCAGCAUCCUCCUCAUAAUCACAGCGAUUGUGUUGCUCCACGGUUGUUUUAAGCUGUGGUGCAGAAAAUGUAAACGGAAGCGUUACAGUUCUGCAGAAACAGUUCGCAUUCAAGGUGGGGGCAGUCAGGCUUGGAAUAUUGUAAAUGCUGAGACUGCACUUGGAGACGAGCAGAGCAGCCUACAGACUCUUUCUAUGUUGGAAAAAAAAGCAGAAGACAAGCCAGCUUUUUUAAACGACAAUGGGAAAAGUGGAAUAAACAACCUGAGAACUUGCUACAGAACAAAAGAAAGAACAGUCAUCCUACCACAGAGUGUCCAUGAAUAGGAGGCUCCUUGGCUUUCCAGUAAAUGGGAAUGUUGGAUGGAUGAUUAAUACUGUUUAAACAUGAAUAGUGUCAGUAAUGGAGUUCAUUCUUGACAUUUCUUUUUCAAAUGAUCAUAAAUGCUAGAGAUGAGGCCAUGAGUAAGAUAAGUAAUUAAGAGUCUAUCAAGCUUGCAGGUAUGCUACCCUCAGACCAAUCUGAGGAUCUUCUCAAGGAUAAUCCUGAAGGUGAAUAAUGUGUUAUUUAACAUGACUUGCUAGUUUCUUCCAUACUUACAUUGCUCUCACUGUCAGCACCUGCAUCCUCUUUUGAAAGUGCUUGCUACUGAUGGUGUGUCCUAUCUGUACUUUCAUCUUGCUAUUUGCUAAACAUGAUUGUGCAGUACAGGAUCAAUGGAAACUGGAGACUGCCCCAACAACAAUAGCAAGUAGCACACAGAUGGCAUACUUCUUCGUCACUCUUAUCCUUUUUUUUAUUGUGGAACACAUUUUUCCCCUUAUAAGAGCUUGGGAAUGGGGAGUCUAACCAUUAACAGUAUGUGUAAAUCAGGAGAUAAUUGUUGAAGGCAUGCUAGUCCAUCAGAGGAUACAUUCACAUACACUCUACAGUUUUAAAGUUCACAACCUAAUUACAAUUGUUGGGAAGUGGGAGGAAAACUGGUGUCUGCAGAGAAGCAUCCAAGCAGGCAAAGGGAGAAUGUGCAAACUCCACAUAGACAGUGACCAGGGCAGGAGACAUAAAGAAUUCCACACGAACAGUGAGGCAGCACUGCAAAUCACACUGCCACCAAUUAUUAUUAGUAUUAUUAUUAUGCUAAUUUUAUUUUAUUUUUUUCCAAUGCUGCUUAUACAGUACACACCAAAGCAAGCUAAAGAUGAUGGCGGGAUCCAGUUCUAGAUGUGAUGCAAGUUCAUCUUUGGGUACACUUGUAUUUAAGUUUCAAGUGAACGAUUGUCACUUAAUAAAAAAGGACAGACUGACAUUUUACCCAGUCAGUUAAUCCCUGCUUUGUACCUGAAACUGCCCAGAAGUGGCUUAAGCAGGUUUUAAAACCAGAUGGAUGAAUUGGUAAAAGGGACAGUCUCACAGUAAUGAAAAAGGACAGCUACAUGUAACGCCUUACCCAAUUUGUCAGUAUCUUCCCAUUUGAACAGUCAGUCAAUCUGUGUUAUUAGUGCCUUUUCACAGAGCACACCCUCACAUGGCACUCUGCAAAGCACACACAUGAAAAACAUACUUCUAAUAAUAUGAACUGUGUUCACAUACUGCCAAAAAACAUUUAAGCAUUAAAGCCAUUAUGGCAGUAUGUAUAACAUCACAUUUGUUCUGAUGAGCGUUGCUGACCAGUCCAUUAUAUGAUAUCCAUUCUUCUAUUUAAUGACUCUGUCUUUUACCUUAUAGGACUGGAGAGGCAGAGCUGAUCAAAUACAAGACACAAACCAGCCUGGGAUGGGAUGCUGGUCAAUAACAGAACAACAACAACAACAUUUAUUUAUAUAGCACAUUUUCAUACAAACAGUAGCUCAAAGUGCUUUA